CUGCGCGCAGACGCCGUCACGCGCAUGCGCGGGCGUGUGUGCACGUGUGGCGGUGUGGCUGAGCCUGGAGGGAUGGCAGCGGGCUGCGGAGCGGAAUGAGAGCUCGUCGGGAUGGCGGAGAGACCGUCGGCGCUGUUCGCGAAGCUGUUCGCCGCCGGAUUCUACGGCGUGAGCUCGUUCCUGAUCGUGGUUGUGAACAAAAGCGUUCUCACCAACUACAGGUUCCCCUCGUCUAUAUGCGUCGGAAUCGGACAGAUGCUGGCCACGGUGACCGUGCUGUGGGUGGGCAAGGCAGCCAGGGUGAUCAGCUUCCCCGAUUAUGAUGACAGCAUCCCCAUCAAGACUUUUCCUCUACCUCUCCUCUACGUGGGAAACCAAAUCACUGGUCUGUUCAGUACCAAACGGCUCAACCUGCCAAUGUUUACGGUCCUCAGGAGGUUCUCCAUUUUAUUCACAAUGUUGGCUGAAGGACUUCUGCUCAAGAAGAAGUUCUCCUGGCCGGUUCAGCUGACCGUGUUUACGAUGAUCCUCGGAGCUUUUAUAGCUGCCAGUGCAGAUUUGUCCUUUGACCUGCAGGGCUACGUCUUCAUCCUGCUGAACGACGUCCUGACCGCCGCCAACGGGGCGUACGUGAAGCAAAAGCUGGACGCGAAGGAGUUGGGGAAAUAUGGAUUACUGUAUUAUAACGCAUUAUUUAUGAUCCUUCCUACCAUGCUGUUGGCCAUCGUAACGGGAGAGUUGAACAAGGCUGUGGAGUUUGAUGGCUGGUCGGAUAUGCUUUUCCUUUCCCAGUUCACCCUGUCUUGCAUGAUGGGGUUCGUUCUGAUGUAUUCCACUGUAUUGUGCACUCAGCACAACUCUGCGUUAACGACCACCAUCGUGGGCUGCAUCAAGAACGUCCUGGUGACCUACAUUGGGAUGAUCAUGAGUGGAGACUACAUCUUCUCCUGGACCAACUUCAUCGGUUUGAACAUCAGCAUUGCCGGCAGCCUGGUGUACUCCUACAUCACGCUGACGGAGGAGCAGUCCAGCCGGAGCAACGACAACGCCAAACUGGACAUCAAAGGCAAGGUGGACGUGUGACGGCGGGCCGUGGGCUCAGCCUGGACCUAUGCAGUAUUUAGUAUGGAGACGAAGCCCCUCCUGCUGCCACGUUUCUACUCGCCGUUUUUAAAUCUUGUUUCUUCAAUGCUGCUCUUGUGAGGACACGGGAAUGCAGGACUAUUUGUGAGAGGCUUCCAGCAGCGGCUGUGUUGACGCGUCACCACGGCGACGCUUUGAGGGACUGCCCCUUUUUAUCUACGACACUGUUUACGGUUUCUGAGCGUGAGCGCAGGAGCCAUGUGGCUGAUGCACAGCUGGAAACAUGUUCAGAAACGGCUUUUGCUCUGCUAGAGUGGCUUAGCAUCAGUGUUAGUGAGCGUUUUUUAACCUGCUGGCUCUUUUCAGAUUUUUUUCCUUUUACAUUUGCUCCAAACAUUUCAAUCUAAGAGUGUUUUUAUGGUCUUUUGUAUAUUUAUUGGUUUCUUACUCCUGUAGAUGAAGUGAAGAUGGUAACAUCUCAAUGUCACUAAAGAACGAACUAUUUUUUGCAUUAAUAAAAGAACCAGGUUUAUUUUCUUAUUGUGGUCAACUCUAAAAAUAAAGUUACCUUUUUAAAGUCAUCACUUUUUCCGUUAUUUGUUUAAUAAACUAGCUUUUUGUCAUUUA
Molecule: messenger RNA, 1710 nt
Organism: Oryzias latipes (Japanese medaka)
Lineage: Eukaryota; Metazoa; Chordata; Actinopteri; Beloniformes; Adrianichthyidae
Gene: slc35d1a
Product: solute carrier family 35 member D1a
Source: RefSeq, a predicted model, not a curated record